UUUUUGUCAAUCUAAUCUUAUGGAAACAACACGUGUCAGACUUCCACGUCCCAGAAACUUAAAUACAGCCAAUAAUGCUCAUUUUGACAACAAUACAAGAAGAAUAGCAACAAUUCAAAGAUAUGCAUUCCCUAAUAUUACUCCUCCUUCUAUGGUGCAAUCUCAACGCAGAGCCUAUACACAACAUUUUCAACAGCAGCAGCAGCAUCAACAACAUCAACAGCAACAAGCAAUGCAUGCAUCUCAAUUUAUAGGAGACCAUACUGGCCUUGUUACGCCUGUCAAACCUGUUUAUAAAUUAAUGUGUAGACAUUGCACAACCACUGUUUGUACUCGAGGAAUGAAAGCUAUUUUACUAGCAGAUACUACCAUCGAACUUUAUAGUACAGACACCCCUUCUCAAUGUAUACAUGUCUUGGAAAAAGACUAUUUAACAAGAUCAUGUCAUUGUAGAAUUCGAGAUGUGGCAUGCUUGGAAUGUGGUAAUGUCAUUGGUUAUCAUGUCGUGUCGCCUUGUUCUCAAUGCUUGGAUGCCUGCAAUAACGGACAUUUUUGGAUGUUUCAUUCAAGUGCAUGUCAGCCUGCCGAAAGGCAUGACAAAAAUAAGCAAAUUAUGUUGUGGAAUAAUUUGCCUAGAGCUGAAAUGGACAUGGAAUUUAUUAUGGGAGCGCGAGUUCCUUAUGACCAACUUUGUAGAUAACAUAUAUUAGAUUUUUUACCCUUGAUACAAUAGAACUUGGCAUUUUAUAGCCAUAUAAAGAGAUACAGAAAAGAAAAAACAAGCGCCUAUAAACAUCAAUAAAACAAUAAUAACAAUGUAGAAAAAA
Gilbertella persicaria is the source of this 827-nucleotide messenger RNA. RefSeq names its product FAM72 protein-domain-containing protein. Lineage: Eukaryota; Fungi; Mucoromycota; Mucoromycetes; Mucorales; Choanephoraceae. Gene Ontology annotation, cellular component: cytosol. The transcript has 3 exons. The record is from RefSeq and is a predicted model, not a curated record. The coding region runs from base 20 to 700 and encodes 226 amino acids.